AAAAAGCAGGAUGGGAAGCCCAAUAUCGGUCUACUUUUCCCUAAACUACUUGGUAAUACUACUGUACUAUUACCUUAGCAGUAGUGGUAACCUAGUACUCUCAGGCGACGCCAUCGAAUCGCCAAAUUACACAGUGGUGCACUCAGAACCAGAUCUCGAGAUAAGACUCUACGUUGAAUCCUCAUGGAUGUCUGCCCUUGCCCAAGGAACAACCUCUUUCGAGAAGUCCACCAAAUAUGGCUUUCACAGAUUGUAUCAGUACAUUCAUGGUGGUAACCUCAACCAUUCUAAGAUCCCGAUGACCGCCCCCGUAUUAACAAGCAUCAACUCAUCGUCGUCCCCCCGGGCUGACUAUUUUGUAAGGUUGUCUCUCCCUGCUAGUUAUGGCGGGAACCCUCCACAACCCAAUUCUGAACUGAAGUUGCAACUUGACAAGUGGAGAAGUCAUUGCAUAGCGGUUAGAAAGUUUAGUGGGUUUGCUGAGGAUGAUAAUGUUAGUAAAGAAAUCGAAGCACUGGUAAACAGCCUCAAUAAGCACUUGACUGGAAAGGCAACAAUGGUGGAAGAUGGGAGUUACUACUCCAUUGCCCAGUACAACUCUUCAAAUCACCUUUCUGGACGGUUAAAUGAAGUGUGGAUCAAUGUGUUUGCAGAGGGGUGUCCACGCUAUCAAGGGAAAUAUUGAUUGGCCUUUUGGACUGAGUUUUCCUCCAAUUCCUCCAAAUAAAAAUGUCACAUGUUUUUUUAAUAAAAUUUAUUUCAACUUUAUCCAUGUUACUUAAAAAAUAUGUGAUUUUCACAUAUUCAAGAGGCUUAUGCUAUUUUUAUAGACAGAAUUUGUGCCUGUCUAUUAUUUUUAUUUUUUUUGGUGAUGUCGGGCAGAAUCCAGGAUGAAAUGUGUGAUCUUGUGUACAAUAAAACAAUGCUUUUAAUGAUCAAAUUAUCAAUGUUCUACUACCGUCGUCUGAAACUUGCUCAGUUUUCCUUCUUAUGGUUGAUGCUUGAAUCUUUCAGGUCAUUAGUGUUUGCCCUACAUCUCUCUUGAAAGGAGGCACUUAUACGGGCACUAGAGAAUUUUUACAACUUCAGCAUGUCUUCCCAUUUUCCAUGAGCAGGUACCAUAUACUUUUAAGGUACUAAAGAACUCCCAAAAAAAAACACUAUAGGACAUUGUCAAGACUCAAGAUCAAUCAUUCAGAGGAGAUGCCUGCAAGCUAAUGAAUAAGACUCUUCAUAAACUUACAUUGUGGUUCAGAUGUUAACGUCACCGUUUAUUUAUUUUUAUUUUUUUAGUCAACUUCUACCAUUCUUUCAUUCUUAUUUUAUUUCUUUCUCCUUUCUCCUUUUCCUUAGCCGUGCUUUGCAUUGUUGUUCUCAUUCAGUCCAGUUCAUCAUGAGGAUGUGUAUACAUUUUUAAAGAAAAAGAAAAAGAAAAAGAAAAGGAAAA
This is a messenger RNA of Corylus avellana, 1447 nucleotides long. RefSeq lists its product as uncharacterized. Lineage: Eukaryota; Viridiplantae; Streptophyta; Magnoliopsida; Fagales; Betulaceae. The record is from RefSeq and is a predicted model, not a curated record.